Molecule: messenger RNA, 2481 nt
Organism: Phalacrocorax carbo (great cormorant)
Lineage: Eukaryota; Metazoa; Chordata; Aves; Suliformes; Phalacrocoracidae
Source: RefSeq, a predicted model, not a curated record
CCGCCCGCCCUGCGCGGGGGCAGCGCCGCGCAUCCCCGGCUGGCGGGCGGCUCCGCUCCCCUCCGCGCCCCUCCGCUCCCCUGCGCGGGGCUGCGGCGCCAUGGAGGCGGUGGACCAGCUCGCCUCCGCCGGCACUUUCCGUGUGGUGAAGGAACCGCUGGCCUUCCUUAGGGUGCUCGAGUGGCUUUUUGCAAUCUUUGCAUUUGCAACAUGCGGUGGGUACUCUGGAGGACUGCGCCUCAGUGUGGACUGUGCAAACAAGUCAGAGAGUGACCUCAACAUUGACAUAGACUUUGCCUACCCCUUCAGGUUGUAUCAAGUGAAUUUCGAUGUUCCCACUUGUGAAGGCAAGCACCGAGAAAAGCUCUCCUUGAUAGGGGACUUCUCCUCUUCGGCAGAGUUCUUUGUCACCAUUGCAGUCUUUGCCUUCCUCUACUCCCUGGCUGCCACCGUGGUUUAUAUCUUCUUCCAGAACAAGUACCGUGAAAACAACAGAGGGCCUCUAAUUGAUUUCAUUGUGACAGUGGUCUUCUCAUUCUUGUGGCUAGUGGGCUCAUCUGCUUGGGCUAAAGGACUGUCAGAUGUAAAGAUUGCAACCGACCCAGACGAAGUGCUAUUGCUGAUGUCUGCCUGCAAACAGCAGUCCAACAAAUGCUUGCCUGUUCGCAGCCCUGUUAUGUCAAGCCUCAACACUUCGGUUGUCUUUGGCUUCUUGAACUUUAUCCUCUGGGCAGGCAACAUUUGGUUUGUGUUUAAAGAGACGGGCUGGCAUUCCUCAGGCCAGCGGCACCCUCCAGACACCAUGGAGAAGCAGUCCAGCAGCUACAACCAAGGUGGCUACAACCAAGACAGCUACGGGCCAGCUGGUGGCUACAACCAGCCGGGCUCCUACGGCCAGGUGGGUGAAUACGGCCAGUCCCAGAGCUACGGCCAGAGCGGGCCGACCUCCUUCGCUAAUCAAAUUUAGGGUUCACACAGCACGAGCUCUUGCAUCCCUCACACAUACAGAGUCUAACAGGUCUCAAGUUUCAGUGGCACCAGGUUUCUAAGGGUUUUACACAAAUUAAUACUACAACACGCUGUGUAAUGUCAAUUGAAGAUCUAAGCCUACCUCCUGAGACAGAUGGGAGGUGGCCGGAGGGCUGGAGGUGGCCUUUUUUUCCCUGACUAGCCAGAUACAGGGAAUGUGCUCAUCGCAGGUGGUGACCUGGAGUCAGUGUUGUAGUAUGUCGUAGAGAUAACUUUAUGGUAGUUUUGUAUGUGUUAAGAUGGUAGAAGCAUUUUGUAGCCUCAAGUCUGUAGUAUUUAAUAUGCAUAAUAUAACUGACUUUCCUUCUGCAUUUUGGUGAAAAACAAAAGUGUUUUACUAUUAUUUCUACGGAUUAUUCUGUAUAUCCAUGCAUGUAACAUGGCACCUAAAUUUUCAAAACUGCCUGUCUGUGACUUUUCAGAACAUUUGUUUUGGUUAUACCUUUUUGUUUCAGAAGAUUUUGCUAUUAUUUUAGUUAACUGAGUAAUCCAUAAUUUAGUGCAUGGAUAAGCAGUUUCAUACUACCAAAUGUCUGGACUGUGUAAAUGGAACUUCUCAACUUCUGCCACUACAUUUUGUUAAAUGUGUGUUUAAAAGAAGUAUGCAUCUUUUAUAUAUUUUGCAGAGUUGAAUAUAUGGCUUACCCAAGUUCUGAAUGCUUUGUAACUGAAAUGUUUUUCUUUCAAAUGGCAUUCAGUAGUAUAUAUGGUACCUGACCAAUGUUUAUUCCAUUUAACUCAGCUAAGUAUUCAUUCUAUAAAUCACUAUUUCUAUGGAUGUUUUGUGAAUCUUUUAAUGUGAGCUGUGGAAAAUAAGGACCAAGUAACUGUGUUCUAUGUUUACAAAGGUAUUUAUUUAACUAUGAUAACAGAGGUGCAGAUAUCAGUAUACAAAACCAUGUGAAAAUGCCCUGUUUCUUAAUACAGCAAAACAUGAAAACCGCAUGUAUUGUUGUGACCUUACAAAACAUAACUAUUCCUUUAUACCCGCUUGUAAUAAGAAAACCUUUCCAUUCGUGCUCUUUCAAGAUUGUUAGAAAUCCCUCUGUUCUGUUGCUGCUCUGAGCGCUAGCUUGGUGCUACUGGAGAAUGUAACUGGAUUGACCAAAUAACCCAGGCUCAGAGGAGCUCAUCUUAAAAUAGCCAGAGCCAGACUUGUAGCCCAUUUGGAUUUCUCCCUUGGGAAAUGCAGCCCUUCCUCACUACAGUGUGUGGGACACGUUGACACAAAUGAAAGCCUGAAGCACAAUAUACUAAUCAAAACUGAUCAUCUGCAUUUCUAAAUCAAAGUGUAUCGAUAUAUAAUCUUAUUGUAUGAGCUGUAAUGUUGAAAGCAUCUUAGCUUAAAACAGCUUAGUCUCUUCUAUGAUUGUUGUAACCAGUUUAUGGCUACUCGGUGGAUGAAUCUAUAUUGUGAUAUCUAUUUGACCCUAAUAAAGUUAUUGCAUACAA